This is a messenger RNA of Enhydra lutris kenyoni (northern sea otter), 1132 nucleotides long. Its product is annotated as cytoglobin. Gene Ontology annotation, molecular function: heme binding; iron ion binding; oxygen binding. The coding region runs from base 111 to 683 and encodes 190 amino acids. The record is from RefSeq and is a predicted model, not a curated record. The transcript is spliced from 4 exons. Lineage: Eukaryota; Metazoa; Chordata; Mammalia; Carnivora; Mustelidae. Gene Ontology annotation, biological process: oxygen transport.
GCUCGCCAGCCCGCCCGCCCGCCGCGCACGCAGCCGGCCCCGGCUCCCCGCGCCCGGCGCCCCGCGCCCCGCUGCCUCCGAGCGAAGCCGGGCUGGGCUUGGAGCUGCUCAUGGACAAAGUGCCGGGCGAGAUGGAGAUUGAGCGCAGGGAGCGGAGCGAGGAGCUGUCCGAGGCGGAGAGGAAGGCGGUGCAGGCUACGUGGGCCCGGCUCUAUGCCAACUGCGAGGACGUGGGGGUGGCCAUCCUGGUGAGGUUCUUUGUGAACUUCCCGUCGGCCAAGCAAUACUUCAGCCAGUUCAAGCACAUGACCGAGCCCCUGGAGAUGGAGCGGAGCCCCCAGCUGCGGAAACACGCCUGCCGGGUCAUGGGGGCCCUCAACACUGUGGUGGAAAACCUACAUGACCCCGAGAAGGUAUCGUCUGUGCUCGCCCUUGUGGGCAAAGCGCACGCCCUCAAGCACAAGGUGGAGCCGGUGUACUUCAAGAUCCUCUCUGGGGUGAUUCUCGAGGUGAUCGCGGAGGAAUUUGCCAAUGACUUCCCAGCAGAGACGCAGAGAGCCUGGGCCAAGCUGCGCAGCCUCAUCUACAGUCACGUGACCGCUGCCUACAAGGAAGUGGGCUGGGUACAGCAGGUCCCCAACACCACCACCCCGCCGGCCACGCUGCCCUCUUCAGGGCCGUAGGACCCCCUCUCUCCUCCCCCCUCCCAGGCAGCACCUUGAGCAGAAGGCCGAGUUCUGAAGACCCUCCUUGACCCUCCAUUUCUGGGUGCCAAGGAAGCUGGAGGAAACCCUGACUUGUCUUCCCAGAAAGAGGCAGCCUCUGUUGUGGCCACAGUCGCCACUGGAGCGGCCGGCAGGUGGUGCUGGCUGCCUGUCUGCGGACCCCAGCUCAGGGGCCUGUGGGGGUGGGGACGCUUCCUCCUUCAAGAGCCGGGCCCACUCUUCUUAGCUUUUGUACUCUCUGUCAGAGACCUAGCUGAGCAGCUGGCAGGAGUCCGGGGCAGGUGUGAGUCUUUCCAGGAGUAAGCCAGCCCCAUUUCUAUCUGCCCCACCAGCAUGCAGGUCCCCACAUCACCUAUCUAGAGCAUCACGCACACUCAUCAACCAUACAGAUAUAUUCUAUAUACAAU